UGUUGUUGUUGUGAAUCUUUCAAUACUAUAGGGAGCUCUAGGUAUUUUAUAUAAAAGCGUACGUUCUCCCUCCCCCGACAAAAACCCACCCAAAAAAAGAACAAAAAGGACAGAAUUAAAUCCUUUAACGUCUACUCAUGGCAUUCCCUAGUGUUGCAAUAUCAAAUUUUUUACUUAUGUUGUUGAUGAUUGGUUUUGCAAGCUCUGAUUUUGCAGAGGAUAGAAAAGAGUGCCAAAACCAACUGCUUCAUCUAUCAUCUUGCUUGUCUUAUGUUGGUGGAGAUGCUCAACUUCCCACCCCAGCUUGCUGUGCCCAACUCAGAAAAGAUCUACACAAAACCAAAUAUUGUCUUUGCCUUAUUGUCAAAGAUAGAAAUGAGCCAAAUAUUGGCUACAAAAUCAAUGCCACCUUAGCACUCGGUCUGCCAUACAUCUGCGGUGCUCCAACUAAUGUUUCAGAAUGCCCUGCACUUCUAAAACUUGCUCCUAACUCACCGGAGGCUCAGGUUUUUAUCGACUUCGCCAGCCACUCAAAAACUGGAAACAAUACAACCAUAGGCGAUGUCCAGUCAAGUUCAAGUAUCAAAUUUAGCAACAAGAGAUGGUUUGCUGCAGGGAGAGACGUUGGUGUUGCAUUUUGUGUUCUGAUAUUUGUUAUGAUCAACAUGAUUUAGGAAAAGACACUUGAACUUUUUAUGCUUUGAUCCUUUUAUCUUGUGAAUAAAAAUGUCAAUCGACGUUCAAUCUUA
This is a messenger RNA of Nicotiana attenuata, 749 nucleotides long. RefSeq names its product protein YLS3-like. Lineage: Eukaryota; Viridiplantae; Streptophyta; Magnoliopsida; Solanales; Solanaceae. The record is from RefSeq and is a predicted model, not a curated record. The transcript has 3 exons. The coding region runs from base 138 to 674 and encodes 178 amino acids.